AUGACGGAUAGCGAAAGACAACCGCUAUUACAAGAGCCAAAUCAGGGAGAAAGAGAUAUUGCAAUAGAAACAGAGGGAGUGACCAAAGCCAAACAUGAAAAAACAUAUUGGAACCGAGUCAGAAUAUUACUCUUCGGAAUAGGUCUCAUAGUAGUUGGACUUAUAUUUUUCGUACUGGUUUAUGUUACACGUGUGGUACCCAAUGAUGAAUCCUUCAAAGAAUAUGCAGGAAACAUAACGAAUGUGGACGUUCAAGAUGUGUCUUUUGAUGGAUGGACGCAUAUAAAUAAGCAAAGAUAUUAUAAGAUAAAGUUGCAAAGCUCUGUGUGGUUGGAUUACGAAGCAGGCUCAUCUAUCUCAGAUAGUCAGAAGCAGAUUGCUUCCUUCUUAGGUGGUAAAAUCGCCAGAGAAGUCUGUUUUGACUUAAACAAACUUGAUACAUAUCAACAAGAGAACGACACAACUCAAAUAUCAUUGGGAUCUAUUAUUAUUCCAGAGACAGUCUGUAUUGAUUUGAGACAUAAUAAAACUACGGAUCUAGAUUUAUUGGUUUUGAUCAAGCCAAACACUGAUAAAUUAAUCCCAAUAUUAAAACAAAUAUGGGAAAAGAAAUACGAAGGACUUAAUAUCUGGAGUAGUGUUAACCUAGAUCUUAAGAAAAAAAUAUUUUCACGCGAAUUUGUUUUAUGGAAAUUCAACCAAGUUCACCUUUACUGGCAAGAUUUUGGAAUUUGGGAGAGAUUACUCACAUCGCUUAGGCAUCUCUCCGAAAAUAUUAACGACACAGUCGAACAAAUUGAAAUAAAUGACAUUACACUGAAGGAGCUGAAAAAUGGUUAUGAAGUGUAUUGCAGUGUAGGAGUUCCGAACCCAUUACCAGAAUCACAUAUCAAUUUAUCUCCUGAAGUGAUUUUGGCGCCUCAAAUUCAAUGGUACCCCACUUUGCCUGGCUGUCUCAAAAAUGAAGGUAUAGAACUAGAGAACGUCAUUAUAUCUAGUCCGGAAUUAGACUGGAAUUCAAUGCUAAGUGAUUUCGUUAAUUUGACGAUAAAAGCCAACCUGAUAGGAGAACUACCGGAUGAUUUUUUAAACCACGUUUGUUCUUCAGACGAUUCGAACAUCAUAACCCCAAUGUCCAAGUUCCUCAGUAACCUUCUAGAUCCAAAAAGUCUAAUAGAUAUGAAAAUAGAAUGUUCAAGUUUGGAAAAGCCAAGUAAAUCCAAAGCCAUUCUUGAAGACUACGAUAUAAUACGCCCUUUCCUUGACACUUCUUUUUCCUUGAAUUACACUGUUAAUAUAGAUGAUAUUGUACAAGAAGUCAAUACGAGAGGUAUAAAGCUAGAAUGGUCUACUGACUUUCUUGGUCGCCGGCGGCUCAAUAUCAAAGGAAAAAUUGUGGCAAAAGUCCAAAUACCUUUUUACCAGGUAAAAGAGGACACAACAUUGUCAAUGGAAAGAAUUAAAGGUCACACAAAAUUAUACCAUAAUGACGUCCAUAUGCUCACCGUUCCAUUAGAUUAUUGGACUAACUGUUCUAGCCAAGUUAUAUUAGAUGAAUCUGAUCCUACAAAAUCAUACUUUGAUGUGUCUUUUGAUAUUGAUAAUGACCAAGUCAUUGUGGAAGAUACUUUAGAGUUAACACAUUGCAUCAAUGAGAUUGUGUUCAAGGGUGAAUCACUAAUCUUUUUGAAGGGAAAAUUAGAUUUGAUGGUGACAACGAGCAUAGGUGACAUAGUUUUAUUAAAGUUACCGGGAGAAGGUUCCACCAUAGUUAGGGCUUAA
Molecule: messenger RNA, 1782 nt
Organism: Kluyveromyces marxianus DMKU3-1042
Lineage: Eukaryota; Fungi; Ascomycota; Saccharomycetes; Saccharomycetales; Saccharomycetaceae
Gene: TAG1
Product: Tag1p
Exons: 1
Coding region: 1-1782 (593 amino acids)
Source: RefSeq, a predicted model, not a curated record